Messenger RNA from Styela clava, 1289 nucleotides. RefSeq names its product ketimine reductase mu-crystallin-like. Gene Ontology annotation, cellular component: cytoplasm. Gene Ontology annotation, molecular function: hormone binding. The record is from RefSeq and is a predicted model, not a curated record. Lineage: Eukaryota; Metazoa; Chordata; Ascidiacea; Stolidobranchia; Styelidae.
GGGAAACGAGCGUUACAGACGAAAUGCACACACGUAUUCGUGCACACUGGUAACGAAUAACUUCAACUGACGCGGUUCGUACUUUUGCAGUAAAUUUGGUCGUGUGUAUAGUGUGGACAUAUGAUAUGGAUAUGGUGGAUUAUGUAAAGCAUGAUGUUGUGCAAAGAAACUUAAAAUUUGUGGAUCUCAUUCCCGCUGUGAAACGUUCCCUACAGGAGUAUUCAUCGCGGGAAUCUACGCAACCGUUGCGGGCAGUGGUUUGGAUGAACAAGAACAGGAGAUUGUUCGUUAUGCCUUCUUACGCUAAAUGGGAAAAUACGCUGGCCACAAAGCUUCUCAAUAUAAAUCCUGAUUGUGCUGGAAGAGGCUUGCCAGUCCGAAAUUCUUAUCUGAUGUUAUUCGAUGCAAAUGAUGGCCAAUUAAAAUGCGUUAUGGAGAGUGAGGCUAUAUCAUGGAUGCGAACUGCUGCUGCAUCUGUUGUAGCGUCGCAGGUACUUGUGACGAAAAUACCUAAAGUUCUUGGUUUAAUUGGAACUGGCAAUAGUGCUUUCUCUCACGUUCUUGCAUUCAAAGAAGUAUAUAAUUUUGAAAAAGUAAAGGUAUGGAGCAGAAAUCCAGAGAAUGUUGUUAGAUUUUGUGAAAAAUUGAAAGAUUUUAAUGUAACGCCGUGCCGGUGUGCAGAAGAAGCUGUACGGAAUGCAGAUAUCGUUGUCGUUGCGACGUCAAGUUCAACUCCAGUAUUAAUGGGGAAAUGGUUGAAACCAGGAUGUCACGUUAAUGCAAUUGGUGCUAUCAAAUCGACUUGGAGAGAACUUGAUGACAAAUGCAUGAACGAAGGCGUAAUUUAUGUUGACAGCAUUGAAGCAGCCCAAAAAGAAUCAGGUGACAUCAUUCUAUCAAAAGCAGAAAUAUGUGCGGAAAUAGGCCAAUUACUUUUAAAAAUGAAGUCACCAAAAACCGGAAGAUACACAAUCUUCAAAUCAUGUGGGCUGGCGAUCGAGGACGCGUAUGCCGCAAAGUUGGUAUGGGAGAAAAUAUCUUCCGAAUACAAUACCUGAUAUAGGUGAUUACAAGUCACAAUGAGGGCAGCCAUUUAAUUCCCUUUUUAUAGUGGAUUCCGCCAGUUGGGAGUAUUGGGAAAUGAAUUCAUUAUUUGCAUUUCGAAUCGAAACGAUAGUUUUUUGAAAUAUAUCUAAAAGUGCAAUUUUUGGUUAAAAGCCGUUCAAAAUUAUCUAUGUACCGUAUAAACAUAUUUCACUUGUUAUGAAUAAACAAAAUUAUAAACAUUA